This is a messenger RNA of Stegastes partitus (bicolor damselfish), 475 nucleotides long. RefSeq names its product proline rich membrane anchor 1 (gene prima1). Lineage: Eukaryota; Metazoa; Chordata; Actinopteri; Pomacentridae. The annotation marks the transcript as partial. The transcript is spliced from 4 exons. The record is from RefSeq and is a predicted model, not a curated record.
UUCUUCUUCAACUUCGAUGGCUUGAGUGGCCCAUUUGCACUCAUGCUCGCAGCCGAGGAGGAAUGUAAGGGAGAGCUCCAGAGGUCAUGCUCACGGACUGUGGCGGAGAAAGUUAGUGAACAGUGCCAGUUGGCAUGCCACUGUCGAAGAUACCCUCCCCUCCCGCCACCUCCGCCUCCACCGCCUCCACCACGGCUACUGGGCACCGCAGUGGUAAAGCCCGUGGUGCCCUUGUUGAGGCCCUGGUGGAUGGAGAUGGACAUCAUAGUGCUCGGAACGGUGGGCUGUGCCUCGGUCGUCUUCCUCCUCUCAGCCAUCAUCAUCUGCUACAAGGCUAUCAAGAGGAAACCACUACGGAAAGAGGAGAACGGGACGAGUCGUGGGGAGUACGCCAUGAGCAUCCGUAACAAGAAGGCCAUGGGUACGAACAACACUGUGGUAUAGACUGUCUCCUGGUACACACAGGGAGUGACGU